This is a messenger RNA of Thrips palmi, 5405 nucleotides long. It is a transcript of the gene Dna2, whose product is annotated as DNA replication ATP-dependent helicase/nuclease DNA2. The transcript has 20 exons. Gene Ontology annotation, biological process: protein folding in endoplasmic reticulum. Gene Ontology annotation, cellular component: membrane; EMC complex. The coding region runs from base 238 to 5217 and encodes 1659 amino acids. The record is from RefSeq and is a predicted model, not a curated record. Lineage: Eukaryota; Metazoa; Arthropoda; Insecta; Thysanoptera; Thripidae. Gene Ontology annotation, molecular function: helicase activity.
CACGUCGGCACAUGUUCUGCAAAUAGUCGCAAUAGCAGACGAACAACUAUUUGCACGAUUGUUUUGUUUUGCUCCACUAUGGCGGGAAAGCAUCAAUGGGAUGAUUUAGGUUAAGCAGUUUAGUUGCAAGUGUCAGAGUCAUUUAUUUUUUGACGAGAAAUAGAAACACAAAACCCCCGUUCGAGCAGUCUGGAAUGAAAUUGAAAUAAAAUAAUUUCUGCUGACUCGUAGUUGACAAUGAAGCGGUCUACUAAUGUUAAAAAGAAUCCAAAUCAAAGAAGCAUUUCAUCGUUCUUUACCCCCGCGUCCUCACCGAAAGUUGGAAAGACAUCUGUAACAUGUACUUCUUCUACCCCUGCUGCGUCCCAUACACCCUCAUCCACCAGCAACCUUACUUCUGAAUCAAAAGUUUUAAGUACAUCAGAAAAUGAAAAAACUAGACCUUCCUCAUUAAGCCCCCUUAAGAAUUGCACGCCCUCCAAGAAAAGAAAGCUUGAGUUGUCUCACAUAAGCUCCGCUGAUAGGAAGAACAUAUCGCCUCCAGCAAACGUUCCAAAUGUGAGCCUGUCAAAGAAAAGUAAGAGACUGUCCUUGAAUUUUAAAUUGUCACCUGAUGUUGGGAAGGCAUUUAUAGAUACUCAAAGUAAAAAAUCACCUGUCAAAAUAGACAAACCCAUUCACAAAGAAGAAAAUGAUCUGAACAUACUUCGAACGCCUGACAUGCCUAAACAUGAUUCCCCCAGUUCUCUAAGGCGUGAUGUUAAAGAACGUUGUGAUUUAAUUUCACUGUCCCCUGCUAAGCGCAAUAUCACACCUGAGAAGAAGAGCCAGGUUGAAACUGUUACAUCAAAGAAAUUUGUGAUUUCACCAAUAAAAACAGAAAAUGAUGAGGUAUUGAAAAGCAUAUUACAAGAUAUAUCUCCAAUGAAGUCUGAUUCCAAAGUCUCAGCUCCUAGAAAGAAGCCCUCCAAGCUACGAACUUCAAGUCUUUUUUCUUUACAAAGUGUUGGUACCACCAGUACUCUUCCAGAAAGAGGAGCGACUAAUGGCACCUCAAAACCAUCUCUGAAGAAGAGCUCCUCAUCUAGUUCACUUUCUGAUACACCAGAACUGAAGUACCCGGCUUUAGAUAUUCGGCCAAAAACAUUGAGGCGAAAAUCUACGGAAGACUUCCUUUCUUCUAACAAGGACAGCUGUUCCCCACCAAAACUUACCUCUUGUGCAAAUUCCCCAGUGAAGCCAAGAAAAAUUCUGAGCUCUCCAGUUAGACGAUCUCCUCGAAAGAUAGCUUCUUUAUCAACCACUUUGCAGGAUGAGAAAAAAACAACUAAAGUGGAAACUCCGCCUUUCUUAGCAGAGGAGCUUCGAAUACUAGAUAAGGAAAAUAAAAUUGAUAGCCAGGCAGCUCCUCGCAGGUCACCCAGAAAACAUAUCAGUACAUCUCCCACUGUCAAAAAGACGAUUGGGAGCAAUUCUCCAGCUAAAGGAACCCCAAAAAGUUUUCCAUCCAAGCCUCAAACUACAACUCUAACUGAAUCAAAUGAGUUUCAUGACAUUGAAGCUGUAUUUCAAGAUGAUUUUGAUGAUGUGUUGUCCCUUAUGGAUAAAAUGAAUGAGGAAGAAUUAUCUCCAUUGGACCUUCGUGAAGCCCAGCUUUGUGAGGUGGUAUCCAUAAGUGUUGAGAUCCCUUACAAAGAAGUAAUCAUACACGUCAAAAGCAUUGGAAACAAAAGUGUUGCCUCCUGUAGAGUUCGCGGUUGCUGGUUGGGCUGCCCAGUUUCAGAAGGAGACUGUAUCAGUUUGGAAGCUGUCAGGGUUAAAGAUGAAUGGCUUCUGGAUAAUACUCAAGGAUUUCUUGUUUUACACCCAGACACUUUAAUUUCUGGUACAACAGUUGUUGGUUCACUCUUCUGUGCUCGGCGUUCUGUCCUUAGUAGUCUAUUUCGUGGCAUGGACAGUGACUCACCAAUAAUGGUAAUUGGCAGUAUUGUUCAUGAGCUGUUUCAAAUGGUACUUCAACAAAGAAAACGCACUGAACCUGAAGUGAGGCAACUAUCGGAACAGCUUAUUUCUUCAAAGAAUUGUGUUUCAAUGAUGUAUGCGGCCAACAUGACCAUGGCUCAGAUGCAGAAAGAACUUUCUGGCUUUAUUCCACGUAUUGUGAACUUUGUUGAAAAAUUUGUUGAGAUUCCUAAGCCAGUCAGGAAAGAUAGAAAAGGUGCGUGGCUUGGAGCUCCUGCUUCAUCCUGUGAAAAUCCAAUUCGAGCAUUUAAGGGGGAAAAUAGAGGAGCAAAAGAUUUCAAUGGUAAAAUAAUAGGUAUUCGAGACAUUGAGGAAACACUCUGGGAGCCAAAACUAGGCAUUAAAGGCAUGGUGGAUGUAUCCGUUGAAGUUCAAGAUACACAUGGAAACAAGAAGAUAAUGCCUCUAGAGUUAAAAACCGGAAAGGCUUCAUUUUCUGCCGAACAUCGUGGACAAGUUACCCUUUACACUAUGAUGAUGUCAAGGAUGGGCCAGCCUGUUGAAUCUGGUUUAUUAUUGUAUCUUCGGGAAGGACAAAUGCAGGAGGUAUCAGUCUCCCGGAAUGAAAGCAAGGACCUCAUUCUACUUCGAAACACUAUGGCACACUACUUGAAGCCUAGAGCUCCUGUUAUAAAUGAGGAGACUGGCCACUUCUUUCCACCUAAGCUACCUGAGCCUAUUAGUUUCAGAAGUGCUUGUGAGAAGUGUCCCUACGUUACACUUUGCUCCACAUUUUUAAAGGAAGAUGGGUUGUCAGCAAUUUCUUCAGACCAUCCAAUGGUUUCAAUAGCUUCAUCAUCAACUGAACAUGUAUCCAAACUCCACUCAGACUAUUUCCUCCAUUGGAUGAGUUUGCUUCUCAUGGAAGAUAUGGAACAAAUGAAGACUGCUAAUUUGAGAUAUAUUUGGAGGUUUACACCCAAGGACAGGGAAAAAGGCCGAAAAGCUAUUACCAAUCUACGCCUGUUAAAACCAGGGGUAGAAGUAGCGGGGAAGUUCCAUCACACAUUCACCCGAGAUGUUUCUGGUGCUGAGAUUUGUGAUUUGAGGGACCUUGGUCUAAGUGCUGGUGACUACAUACUGAUUAGUACAAACAAACGUGUAGCUAUUGAGCGUGGUAGCAUAAUUGAUAUAGAUGCUUCUUGUGUGAGAGUUUCUACAAACAGGAACCUAUUUGAGCGGUAUGCACAUGAAACAUUUCACCUUGAUGCCAGUGAAUCCAACACUGUCUUGGUGUUUAAUUUAACAAAUCUGGGGUGCCUGCUAGAUAACAAUGAAUCUGCUGAGCGACUUCGCAAAAUAAUCAUUGACAGUUGUUUCUCAUUUAUUCUCUCCAUGUGUAUUUCAUCACCUACAUUGAACCUCUUGUUAAAAAUUUUACUGAUCAAACCACUUUUUUGUCAGGUUAUGAUCCGGGCUCGGUUGCUGCGAGAAAAUGGACAUUAUCUACCUCGUUCGUCCUUUGUAAUGCGUCGCCAUUUUUUCAACAAUGAAGAAACUGGUUAUUUCAAAACUCAGAAAAGACAAGCUGUAUCUCAAAACCCAAUGACUGAUCCAAGUAUGAUGACAGAGAUGUUAAAGGGAAAUAUUACUACAGUUUUACCCAUGAUUGUUAUUGGUGGAUGGAUCAACUGGACAUUCUCAGGCUUUGUUACCACAAAAGUACCAUUCCCCCUUACUUUAAGAUUUAAACCUAUGUUGCAAAGAGGAAUUGAGCUUGUAUCUCUAGAUGCUGCUUGGGUUUCCUCUGCUAGUUGGUACUUUCUCAAUGUUUUUGGUUUAAGAAGUAUUUAUACUUUAGUCUUAGGUGAGAAUAAUGCUGCUGAUCAGUCUCAACAUCUCCAGGAUCAAAUGUCAGGUGCAGCAAUGGCUAUGCCGCCUGAUCCAAAAGUUGCAUUUAAAGCAGAAUGGGAAGCUCUUGAAAUUUGUGAACACCGGUGGGCAUUAGAAAAUGUAGAAAGUAUUCUUUUAGGAUAUACUGUAUAUGGCUACUUUGUUCUUUCCUCAGGUAAAACUGCGACAAUGGUAGCUUUGGUCCAACUCUUGGUCCGUGCAGGGUUAUCUGUAUUGGUAACUAGUCAUACCCAUUCUGCUGUUGACAAUCUAUUGGUGCGCUUGAAGAAGGUAGGAUUGAAAUUCCUACGACUUGGACCAGAUUCACGCAUUCAUCCUCAUGUUCUGUCAUUCUCUGAGACUUCACUUACAAAGCAUUGUAAUAGCCCUGAGGACUUGGAUAAAGUAUAUAGUCAGCAGCAAAUUGUUGGUGUUACAUGUCUUGGAGCUGGACAUGCAUGUCUAUCCAGACGUGUAUUUGACAUUUGCCUUGUUGAUGAGAGCACUCAGGUCCUUCAACCUUCUGUUCUGCGCCCAUUGUUUAAUGCUCGUCGGUUUGUCCUGGUGGGCGAUCCAGAGCAGCUUCCGCCCGUGGUGAAAUGUCAUCAAGCGCUGGAACUUGGACUUUCUGAGAGUCUUUUUGCUCGAUUGGACUCAGAAGCAGCAACUGUCUCAUUGACAUUGAAUUAUCGGAUGAACCAAGUCAUCACAGAUUUAGCCAAUAGUCUCACUUAUGAAGGGAAACUAAAGUGUGGAAAUGAUAAAGUUGCUAAUGCCACUCUUCAUCUAGCAUCACCUGCCAAGGUUCCUGAGGAGUCGUGGCUGGCUGCUUCAUUGUCAACCGAUAUUGAAAAGUCUGCUAUAUUUAUCGAUACUUGUGGAGCCUCUCCAAAACUAAAUGUGGAAAAUGCUCAGAGUUCUGAAAGUAAUGGAGAAUCCUCAUGUUCCAAUCACUUUGAGCUGUCACUUGUUAUGAAACUUUUAUAUACUUUUUUAAAUAAUGGAGUAAACACUGAAGGUAUUGGUGUCAUGGCACCAUACCGGGCCCAAGUUUCCUUAUUAACACAAGCGAUCAAGUCUGAUCCCAAACUAUCUGAAAUUGAAGUGAAUACAGUAGAUCAGUUUCAAGGCAGAGACAAAGAAGUGGUUGUGUAUUCGUGUACAAGAUCGGAUGGUGCAUCCCAGAAGCAAGCUAAGGAACGAGGAAUUUUGAAUGACAAAAGGCGCUUGACCGUAGCUAUCACAAGAGCUAAACACAAGUUGGUUUUAGUUGGCCACAGCCAAACUCUUAAGGUUUAUGCACCCUUUGAAAAAUUGCUCUCAUGUAUACCUAAGAAUAAUAUUAUACCUGUUGAUCUCUGACCGUUUAUUCUGGUUUCAUGUGAUAUAAGUAGGAUUAAUUGUGUAAAAUGCAUUUGAAACUCUUUAAUUUCUUUUAUUGUUUUUAUUUGAAGAAUGUUGUAGCAAAUUGCCUGUUUUGUUUGAAUGCUGAAUGUACAUAUAUAUUUGAUGAAAUUCAUUAGACCAUUAAAUCUGUUUUGCUCGAGAAA